Messenger RNA from Anguilla anguilla (European eel), 4508 nucleotides. It is a transcript of the gene kpnb1, whose product is annotated as karyopherin (importin) beta 1. The transcript is spliced from 22 exons. Gene Ontology annotation, molecular function: small GTPase binding; nuclear import signal receptor activity. Gene Ontology annotation, cellular component: nucleus; cytoplasm. Gene Ontology annotation, biological process: protein import into nucleus. The record is from RefSeq and is a predicted model, not a curated record. Bases 285 to 2915 code for a protein of 876 amino acids. Lineage: Eukaryota; Metazoa; Chordata; Actinopteri; Anguilliformes; Anguillidae.
GUGACGCGGCCUUUUCCUUCCGACAACAGUAGCCGAGAGCGAGCAGCAGUGCUGCUCAGGAACAUUAGCUAAUUCGCGUACAGUAAAUUUAAAAAACUGCAUUCGCGGUAACGUGAUAAGAUAGGGAACAUCUGGGUGUUUUUGUUCUUCUCUGCAACUUUAUUUUGGUACUUCACUUCCCUGUUUGCUACACCGCUUGAACGCUGAAGAAAUAUAAUCCGGUUCGUGUUGUGCGCUGCGAGGCUAACGUUAGCUAGCUACUUCUGGAGUGAGGCUCGGGCAGAAUGGAGCUGAUUGCAAUCCUCGAAAAAACGGUCUCUCCAGAUCGAAAUGAACUGGAGGCUGCGCAGAAGUUUCUGGAGCAGGCGGCGAUUGAAAACUUGCCCACGUUCCUGGUGGAGCUGUCCAAGGUGCUGGCCAAUCCAGGGAACAGCCAGGUGGCACGCGUGGCCGCUGGACUCCAGGUCAAAAACUCCCUCACCUCCAAGGACCCCGACGUGAAGACGCAGUACCAGCAGAGAUGGCUGGCCAUCGACAGCAACGCCCGCCGGGAGAUCAAGAACUACGUGCUACAGACCCUGGGCACGGAGACGUACCGGCCCAGCUCCGCCUCCCAGUGCGUGGCCGGCAUCGCCUGCGCGGAGAUCCCCGUCAACCAGUGGCCCGAGCUCAUCCCCCAGCUGGUGGCCAACGUCACCGACCCCAGCAGCACCGAGCACAUGAAGGAGUCCACGCUGGAGGCCAUCGGCUACAUCUGCCAGGACAUCGACCCCGAGCAGCUGCAAGAGAACGCCAACCAGAUCCUGACCGCCAUCAUCCAGGGCAUGAGGAAGGAGGAGCCCAGCAACAACGUGAAGCUGGCCGCCACCAACGCGCUGCUCAACUCCCUGGAGUUCACCAAAGCUAACUUUGACAAAGAGACGGAACGACACUUUAUAAUGCAGGUGGUCUGUGAAGCGACACAGUGCCCGGACACGAGAGUACGAGUAGCGGCCUUACAGAACCUGGUGAAGAUAAUGUCCCUGUAUUAUCAGUACAUGGAGACGUACAUGGGGCCCGCUCUGUUCGCCAUCACGAUAGAAGCCAUGAAGAGCGACAUCGACGAAGUGGCCUUGCAGGGGAUCGAGUUCUGGUCCAACGUGUGCGACGAGGAGAUGGACCUGGCCAUCGAGGCGACUGAGGCGUCGGAGCAGGGAAGACCUCCGGAACACACCAGCAAGUUCUACGCCAAAGGGGCCCUGCAGUACCUGGUGCCCAUUCUCACCCAGACCCUCACCAAGCAGGACGAGAACGACGAUGACGACGACUGGAACCCGUGCAAGGCGGCGGGCGUGUGCCUGAUGCUGCUGGCCACCUGCUGCGAGGACGACGUGGUGCCGCACGUCCUGCCCUUCAUCAAGGAGCACAUCAAGCACCCCGACUGGCGCUACCGCGACGCCUCCGUCAUGGCCUUCGGCUCCAUCCUGGAGGGCCCCGAGCUCAACCAGCUCAAGCCCCUCGUCAUCCAGGCCAUGCCCACGCUGAUCGAGCUGAUGAAGGACCCCAGCGUGGUGGUCCGGGACACCACGGCCUGGACGGUGGGGCGCAUCUGCGAGCUGCUGCCCGAGGCCGCCAUCAACGAGGUGUACCUGGCGCCGCUGCUGCAGUGCCUGAUCGAGGGCCUGGGGGCGGAGCCUCGCGUCGCCUCCAACGUCUGCUGGGCCUUCUCCAGCCUGGCGGAAGCUGCAUACGAGGCUGCAGACGCAGCGGAGGACCAGGAGGAGCCCAGCACCUACUGCCUGUCCUCCUCCUUCGAGAUCAUCGUACAGAAGCUUCUGGAAACCACAGACAGGCCCGACGGUCACCAGAACAACCUGCGGAGUGCGGCGUACGAGGCCUUGAUGGAGAUCGUGAAGAACAGCGCCAAGGACUGCUACCCGGCCGUGCAGAAGACCACGCUGGUCAUCAUGGAGCGGUUACAGCAGGUCCUCCAGAUGGAGUCUCACAUUCAGAGCACCUCGGACCGCAUCCAGUUCAACGACCUGCAGUCCCUGCUGUGCGCCACCCUACAGAACGUGCUGCGGAAGGUGCAGCACCAGGACGCGCUGCAGAUUUCGGACGUGGUGAUGGCCUCCCUCCUGCGCAUGUUCCAGAGCACCGCCGGCUCUGGGGGGGUGCAGGAGGACGCCCUCAUGGCCGUCAGCACCCUCGUGGAAGUUUUGGGAAGCGAUUUCUUGAAGUAUAUGGACGCAUUCAAACCUUUCCUGGGCAUCGGACUGAAGAACUACGCGGAGUAUCAGGUGUGUCUGGCGGCUGUGGGGCUGGUGUGUGACCUGUGCCGGGCGCUCAUGACCAACAUCCUGCCGUAUUGCGACGAGAUCAUGCAGCUGCUGCUGGAGAACCUGGGGAACGAGAACGUGCACCGGUCCGUGAAGCCCCAGAUCCUGUGCGCCUUCGGGGACAUCGCCCUGGCCAUCGGGGGCGAGUUCAAGAAGUACCUGGAGAUCGUGCUGGACACCCUGCAGCAGGCCUCCCAGGCCCAGGUGGACAAGACGGAUUACGACAUGGUGGACUACUUGAACGAGCUCCGGGAAGGCUGUUUGGAGGCCUACACCGGCAUCAUCCAGGGCCUGAAGGGAGACCAGGAGAACGUUCACCCGGACGUGAUGCUGGUGCAGCCUCGGGUGGAGUUCAUCCUGUCCUUCAUCCACCACAUCGCUGAAGACGAAGACCAUUCCGACGGCGUGGUGGCCAACUCCGCUGGCCUUAUAGGUGACCUCUGCACGGCCUUCGGGAAGGACGUGAUGAAGCUGGUGGAGGUGCGGCCCCUCAUCAACGAGCUGCUGACCGAGGGCCGGCGGUCCAAGACCAGCAAGACCAAGACCCUGGCCACCUGGGCCACCAAGGAGCUCCGCAAGCUGAAGAACCAGGCCUGAUUGCAGCCUGUGGAGAGCGAGAGAGAGGGGGGAAAAGUAACCCGCUGAGAAUGCUCCACUGGAAUUUCUUCUGUCUUUUCGCGAAAACCAGUUAAAGCAGAAGUGAAGAGUGUGUCUGAAUGCAAGAGUGAGUGAGUGAGGCUUUAUCAUACCAUCCGAGUACAAUUCCAGCUCCGCGCCGGGGCUCUCUGCCACCACCGGACUGAAUCGGACACCACCACACGGACGUCACCGUCUGGACAGCUGUAGCCAGCUCGUUCAAGAACUCUUAAACUGGUUAUCAGUCAGCCACAGGGGAAAAAAAACUAAACAAAAACAAACAAACACGAAACAAAAAGGAUUACCAGAGUAGACAAAAACAAACGAAAAAAAAAAAAAACUGCCAAACUCGGAGUUUCUUUUCACAAAAAAAAAGGACUUAUUUUUGCUCUUUGACUGGUCUGUGGAAGACGUUUUUACAAAGCACUUCACGUGCAGGACUUCAAACGGAGAUCUGAGAAUUUAAAAACAAACAGCAUUUUAAUUGAGAGAGAACGAGAGAGCGCGAGAGGAGAAAGGAAAAAAAAAAAACAACAUACAAACGAUUUUGGACAGAAAUUGGUUUUUUUUUUUUUUGGGCUGUUGGAGUUGAAGAAAUGGCUUAAAUGGGGAAAGGAAAGGAAAAAAAAAAAGAAAAGAAAAAAAGACGAGCUGGACGUGGUGGGGCCGGCUGCUUUAAACCUGUGUGAAAGCCGCUGCCCUGUUCUGCAUGGGAGACCAGCUAGACUCGGCCAGGCCAUGCGAAGCAAGUGUGUUUGUGUGAGUGAGAGAGAGACUCUCACUCUCUUCACUUCCCUAUAAUAGAAUAAAAUAAAAAAUAAAAAAAACUCAAUGCAAAUACAGUUGACACAUUGUGUGAGGGGGUUGGGGUGUCAAGUUAAUGGCAGCACUUGAGAUUGCUUUUUUUCCUUUUUUUUUUUCUUUUUUUUUCUUUAAGAAAAUUGCUAACAUGUUCAGACCUUUAUUUAGGAAAAAAAAAAAGGUUAAGUGGGGGGAGGGGGUUCUUGUCCUCAGUGUAGGCGUCUUACAAAAAAAACAAAAACAAAAAAAAAAAAUCUUUCCCGCCUCUUGAUUCCAAAACUGUGAACACAAACGCAAACGUUCGAAUUUUACUUAAUGUGCUUGGUUCUCAAGGCGAAGGAACAUGUUUGCAGCUGUUGUCUACGGCAUUCAUUAAUUUUGACAGGUAACACUUAGGAAAUUUCCCCAUUUUUAAUAUUCCAGUUUAAGUAGUGUGCCAAAGACUGAGAUAAACUGGGCCCUAUUUUCGGAGAGAUGCGAUGUGAGACCAUAAAUAAUAAGCAAGUUAAAAAUACACUUAAAAAAAAAAAAAAGCAAACUAUUCUUGUUAAAAAAAAUUAUAAAAAUGUAAAGUAGUUUGGGCCUCCUAUGCUUUCAUUACGAAUCUUUCCAUUUGUGUUUGUCUCUUUGCUGCACUUAGCUGGAAAUAAUACUCACAGCGCUUGUUUAAAAUAAAUGGAAGCAUUUGUAAAAGGUUCUAUUUUUCCACUGCAGAUGAAAAAAAUAAAUAAAUAAAAAAAGAUAUCAAACAUU